AUGUCCAUGAGCCAUGGUCGGUCCAAGAAGCAGCAGCAGAACGGCCAUAGCAAGGAGAGUGUCAAGAAAGGUCAGGUCAACACCGUUUUUCCCAUCUGUCGCCCACCACCAAAAUGUGCCAAAACGGACGUAGCCAAUGGAAAUGGGGCCUCGGUGCGGUAUACUCCGGGUCAAAUUAUUCGACCACGAGCUGCCCAGUGAGUUUUUGUAUUGCUUUGUUGAUUUUUAGGUAACAAGCGGAAAAAUUGUGGUUUUUUGAUUGAUUUUUGGCUUAGAUUUGAAAAAGUAACUAAAAGUUUUAUUUGUUGUUACGCAAGGCUUUUUUUAAUGAAUAUAUUUAUGAAAACUUGUUUUUAGUCAACCACGGAUUGUUACCUCAGUGGCCGAGUUUGUUUCUGAAGUGAUUCCUCAAGGGUCAACCCAAAAUCACAAUCAAAAUGAGCCAAUCCAAUGGGUCAGGAUUCAAAAGAUUGCUUUUGGUAUGUUUUGAAACGAUUUUAAUUUUUAUAUUAGUGUAGGUUAUAUUCUUCACGAUUUGCUAAAAAUAUCAAGUAAACCACAAAAUGUUUAGAGCACAACACGGAGACCUUCUUGGUUGUUGUUGGCCUGGUCCGUGGAUAUCAGAUAUUCUUGAUGAGGCCCUCUGGAGAGUGUGAGGAGGUCUUGUCGGAGCGUCGUGGCCCUCUACGUGUAGCUCACUUGCUGCCAGCUUCAGAGAAGUCUGAAGACAAGUUUGAGAACGAACGACCGCUGGUCGGUCUUGUCGAUGGAAAUCCGAUGGCAGCUGACAAUAAGUUCUGCUCUGUGAAUGUGAUUUCCUUGAGGACGGGGAAUUCUGUUCAUAUCUUGAAGUUUGACGAGCCGGUUCUUGAUCUGAACAGUACCAAGUCGUAAGUUUUUAUGUUUUUGGUUGACCUUUAGGUAAAAAGCGGCUUGUGAAGCGAGUAACUACAACAAUAUUUAAAUUUUUACAUAAAUAUUGUUUCAGGUGCAUUGUUGUCGUAUUGUCAUCGUCAAUAGUAGUAUUCGACUUGAAUACCCUUCAAGAAAGGACAACAAUACCCGUAAACCCUAAUGACGCACCACUAGCACCAGUUUACGCGAUCUCUGACUCAAUUCUAGCUUUUGCUGACAAGAAUUUCAAUCUGGAAAUUCAAUCGUGUGGUGGACGUUGUGACAGCGAUGAUCAAUCUUACAGUGGACAAGUCAUGAGCGCAGCUAAAUCAUUGUCGAAGACUGUAACAUCACUCGGCGAAUCCAUUGUGUCAUCCUUCUCGAGUCCUGGAGACAAAAAGAAUGGAGUUUUGUUGAGAAAAGGCAUUGUUUCGGUCAUUUCGACUGCUCAUGUACCUGAUAAUGACAAUGUAAGCACUUGUUUUUGAUUUAAAACUUUAAGUAGGAAGAAAUUUUGUAAUAUUAUAGUUAAUACAUAUUAGUGCAAAUUAUGUUUUUAGGACCACUCUCACUACCUAGCUCAUUUUAUCGCACAUGAAUCGCGCGUCGCCUGCCUCGCUUUCGGUCACGGUGGUCGACUUUUAGUGACUGGAAAUGAAAUUGCCACCACCUUCAACGUGUUCGUUCUUCAUCCUCAUCCAACUGCACCUUCACUCUCUUCAGUACAACAUAUCUACACUUUGCAUCGUGGCAGUUCCGCGGCCAAAGUCAUUGACACUGCUUUCACAUCGGAUAAUAGAUGGCUAGCUAUUGCGACGAAUCACGGCACGACACACGUUUUUGCGAUUUCACCGUACGGAGGUCCGGUCACGUUCAGAACUCACGGUGGAAAGUUCGUGAACAAAGAGAGCCGUUUCGAACGGACAGCUGGACUAACACAAGAGAAUCAGGUGUCAUACAGUGUUCAUUCGAAAACACCCGCUCCCGGAUAUUUGUACAAGUACGUUGAAUUUGUAGUUUUUUGAUUUUUAAAUAUUAAUUUUGGGUCUCUGUUUAAAUAUGACGUAAAAUUUAAAAGAAGCUUAACAGAGAAUAUUAACUAAAAGUUUAAAGAAAAAUUAAAAAUGAUCUUAUUUUAGAGACCACCCUCACCUGAAGCACCAGCUUCUAUCCAAAACUGUCCUUAACCCUCGCCUCUCCAAAUAUCCACCCCCAAUCGUCCUGUGGGCUCAAGCCAAGAUCAAGCAAAAGGUUUUCUCGGCCGAAAACUUUAGUGCCUGGGCCACAGACAACUCUCCAGUACCAAUCUCUAGUUCGAACUGGUCUCCUCACAUGGCUAAUGGACAACCUUUGGUCUUCGAAUCACUGCGAAGAAUGUCGUUGUGCUUUGGCACAGUCUAUGGAAGCAGAUGUGCUGCACCAGACGUACCAGUUCUGUUCGUAAUGGGACCAGAUGGUAUCUUGAGUCAGUACAAGAUGGAUGUGAAAAGGGAGAGGUUCAAUUCAAGUGGCAGUGUAUCUUCAUUGAAUGCUGAUGACUCGAACAAAACUGUUGAAGCUCCAGUUAGGGUUAGAGUAGUGGCACUGAGUGAAUGGAGUCUUACUAGGUGGGUUUUUUGAAAUUUACAAUUUAAAUUUUGGUUUUAAAUUUUAUUGAUUUUUCAUAAUAAAAUUGAAUUUUUAAACAAAAUUAUUACCUUUUUUAUUUUCUGUGUCAUUUUAGAUCGAAAGGAACAGUAGGAGUAGAUUUUAUCUGUCCUCCGUUGCCGGAGGGCUCGAGUUUGUUGGAAAUCACUGAUCCGAACAAUGAGAAGAAGCGCGGGCGCUUCCGAAAAACAACUCAGGGUUCAUGGCUUCCUCACGUCGAGAUCACAACGUAUUCGGGACCACAUCGUCGUAUCUGGAUGGGGCCACAAUUCUCUUUUGGGGUGUACGCGUUUACAGGGCAUUCGAGUGCUGAACUGGUAAGAUUUUCAGUUUUUAGGUAUGAAAAUCUGAAAAAGUCGAAAUAAUUACGUCAUUUAUCAAUAGUAUGGUUAUAAAUAAGAAAUGCGUUUACUAUGUGUUUAUGUUGCACAAAUUGAUUCUUUUGAAAUGCACUUUUAAGUUAUUAUAUCUUUAUAAACUUUACAACUAAUCUAAAACCUAACAGGUGGCUCUUUAUACAUAUAUUCAAAUACUUUAAAAAGGGUCAUAUCAAAAUAUGUUAUACGGACUUUAUAUCAAAGUUCAAAAUGUCCGUUUGCAGGUCAGCCCUGGAGGCAAAAACAACUCAAUGCACUUGUUCACCACCCCUCAGAAGUGUUGUCCCGUGUUGAUCGAGAAGAAUUCGAACAACAUGAACGGCCGAACCGAAGGUCUUGAGAAUGCCACUAAAAUACUAUGUGGCUCUUUUACCGACCCGGUCAUGUACGGCGACGAUCCAUUGGCCUCGUUGAAGGAACAACUCGAGGAUGCCAUGCAGGACGAGCUCAAGUCCAAGGAAAACCGCUUCGACAGCUCCAGUCCAAGCUCGUCCAGUUCAAAGUAA
This is a messenger RNA of Bursaphelenchus okinawaensis, 3424 nucleotides long. The record is from the annotation of a GenBank genome assembly. NCBI's taxonomy places the organism in Eukaryota, Metazoa, Nematoda, Chromadorea, Rhabditida, Aphelenchoididae.